Molecule: messenger RNA, 495 nt
Organism: Limanda limanda (common dab)
Lineage: Eukaryota; Metazoa; Chordata; Actinopteri; Pleuronectiformes; Pleuronectidae
Product: alpha-crystallin A chain-like
Exons: 3
Coding region: 1-495 (164 amino acids)
Biological process (GO): response to heat; protein refolding
Molecular function (GO): protein folding chaperone
Source: RefSeq, a predicted model, not a curated record
AUGGAUAUCCCCAUCCAGUAUCCUUGGUACCGCCGGGCCUUCCCUCAUCGGCUCUCUGACCUCCCUCCGGCAGAGCCUUUUGUUGACUGGCCCCGCAUGUGGCCCUUUUCAUGGUCCUUGCCCUGGAUGCGCCCGUCGGCCAUGCGCUGGCUCAACUGGCCUGACAAUGGACACAGUGAGAUGCGCAUAGAAAAGGAUCGCUUUGUCAUUUAUCUGGAUGUGAAGCACUUCUCCCCUGACGAGCUGUCUAUCAACAUUAGUGACGAGUUCAUCACAAUACAUGGCAAACACGAGGAUAGACAGGACGACCAUGGCUUUGUGUCGAGAGAGUUUCUCAGGAAGUACAGGCUUCCUGCAUGCGUGUCGGGUGCUGAUGUCACCGCCAGUCUGUCAUCUGAUGGUUUGCUGACAAUCACUGCACCUCGGUCAUCUCCUGGACAAGAGCGCAAUAUUCCCAUCUCCUGUGAGGAUGGGACACCAAAACAGAAAAUGUAG